Molecule: messenger RNA, 1401 nt
Organism: Diaporthe citri
Lineage: Eukaryota; Fungi; Ascomycota; Sordariomycetes; Diaporthales; Diaporthaceae
Exons: 3
Coding region: 1-1401 (466 amino acids)
Biological process (GO): positive regulation of transcription by RNA polymerase II
Cellular component (GO): nucleus
Molecular function (GO): DNA-binding transcription factor activity; transcription cis-regulatory region binding
Source: RefSeq, a predicted model, not a curated record
AUGUCACGGCCUCGGCCACAGCCACAACCACGGGCGAGUCCGUUGAUUCCGCGGCCGGUUCCAGCACCCCAACCAAGAACAAAGAGCUUCUCCCUACCAAACGCCCUGUCGCGCGUGGGGACCCCGGUGGCCAAAGGGACCUGGAUCUUGGGUCGUGGAAACGAUUCCGAGGACAAUGGCGACGCCGCGACGCCGAGCGAGUCCAGCCGGUUCCUGGUGGCCGGAAUCGACAUCUUGGCGAAUCCUCGCCUGCCAGUCGUCCCCGAGUCGCCCCUGAAGGACCGCAGGGAGGCUGUCCUCUUCAUGCACUAUAUCGACACGUGCGACAAGAAGGCACACUUCGGAACUGAGGUGCCCAAACGGGCGCUUCGCAUUCCCCUCCUGGCAUACGGGAUCGUGGCAUUCGCGUGCCAGCACCUGGAGCUCACCACAAACUCGCAGGACACCGAGUCUGCUGGGUACUACAACCAGGCGCUGCGCCUGCUCAUCCCCGAGCUGGACCGCUCGGCCGACCACUUUGACGAGAACGUCCUCUGCGGCAUCGUGCUCCUGCGCCUCUACGAGGAGAGGUCGGGGCGGCCCAGCGGCAAGGACAUCACCGAGGGCCUGGUGUCCGAGGAGCUGGACAUGGGGACGCACCUCCUGGGCAGCUCCCGCGUGCUCAAGAACUUCACGUCGUCCGCCUCGGGCGGGCUCGCCGAGGCCUGCUUCUGGGUGGUGUUGAGGCAGGACAUGUUCAUCUCCCUCACGCGGUCCCAGCCCCCGAGCGCGCCACUAGAAAACAUCAUGGGCUCGCGCGCCUUUACUGAAUGGGACCCCGAGUCCAUCGCCAACAGGAUGGUCUAUCUCUGCAGCAGGAUACUCUCCUACGCCCUCGACCCCGUCAAAAACACCCAGACCACGUGGUGGGACCAGAUGGAUGCGGAGGUCGACGCCUGGAACAAGGCCAAACCGUGGCAUUUCCAGGCCCUGUGGCUCGAGGAGCCAUCGCAGAGCACAGCGGCCGCUACAGCGUUCCCAACCGUGCGGCUCGUGCGGCAUGGCUACGUCGCGGGAUACCAGCACUACCACAUGGCCAAGAUGCUUCUUGCAAUAUUCGACCCUCGGCUUUGUUCGAAUGGGUUUGACACGUUCCGCCAGAGGCAGAGGGCGGACAGGACAGCCCUCGCGCACCUGCGCACACUCAUAGGGAUCUCGAUAAGCAACCCGGAGGUGGUCAACUCCAGGUUCACGGCGACUCACUGCAUACAGGCCUGUGGGUCGUGCCUGAGGGACCCACGCGAGCGGGAGGAGGUCGUCACCUUCCUGGAGGACAUGGAGCAGCUGUCGGGAUGGCGGUGCAAGUACGUGAUCAAGAGGCUGAGGGAGGAGUGGUCACAGGACUACAUCAGGCAUAUCUAA